UCACCCUUAAUUCCGUAAGGGUUGGAACUUGGAACUGUACCUCCGAAUAUGUUAUCACAAGACGCAGAGAUGGAGAUUUGAGGAAGCGCGUGUUUCACUGUGUUUGAUUUUGGAGUGCUAUCGCUAACUCUCAACUGUGCCUGUGGGUGUGGCAUCAUUUGCAUGUACCCAUAUUUGAAGCAAAUACAAGGUCCUCAUUCUUCACUUUCUUUUUGCUCUCUUCUCCUACGUCACUGUUUAUCUAAAAAAUCCGUUAACUUUGUCAAAAUCGUGCAUGCCCACUUUCUCAAAUUGGGUCUUAAUACGUAUACCUAUUUGGGCAAUCGCUGUCUCGAUCUUUACUUCGAGUUCGGCCACAUUAAUGAUGCCUCGAAGGUGUUUGAUGAUAUUUAUCACAAGAACUCCACAUCGUGGAACAUUUGCUUGAAAGGGUUGCUCAAAAGUGGCCAGCUUGGCAAGGCCUGCUACUUGUUUGAUGGAAUGCCUGUUAGAGAUGUCGUUAGUUGGAACUCCAUGAUUUCAGGUUAUGCUUAUUACGGGCUUUUUAGUCAUGCCUUGGAGCUUUUUGUUGAAAUGCAAGGUACUGGUGUGAGACCAAGUGGGUUCACUUUCUCCAUUAUGACGUCAAUCGUGUCAAGUCCCUGUCAUGCUAAGCAGAUUCAUGGUAGGAUGAUUAGAAUUGGAAUGGAUUUGUCUAAUGUAGUGCUUGGGAAUUCCUUAAUAGCUAUGUAUGGGAAGCUUGGUCUUGUUGAUUAUUCUUUUGGUGUGAUUCUGACUAUGGAGCAGUUUGAUGUUAUAUCUUGGAACUCUUUGAUCUGGGCUUGUCAUAGAGCCGGACACCAAGAGCUGGCUCUAGAGAAGUUCUAUCAGAUGAGAACUGUGGAGUUAUUACCUGACCAGUUUACGUGUUCAAUAUUGAUGAGUGUCUGCUCUAACUUGCGAGAUUUGGACAAGGGUAAGCAAGUUUUUGCCUUUUGUUUCAAGAUGGGAUUUGUUUAUAAUAGCAUUGUAUCAAGUGCUGCUAUUGACCUCUUUUCCAAAUGCAACAGAUUGGAGGAUUCUAUCCGGCUCUUCAAAGAACAAGAUCAAUGGGAUUCAGCUCUAUGCAAUUCCAUGAUUUCAAGCUAUGCUAGACAUGAUUUGGGGGAAGAUGCUUUGCAACUUUUUGUGCUGUCCUUGAGAGAGAAUAUCAGGCCAACGGAAUACAUGGUUAGCUGUCUUCUGAGUUCUGUUUCCAUUUUCUUACCAGUAGAAGUGGGUAAUCAAAUCCAUUCUUUGGUUCCUAAAUUAGGUUUCGAGUCAGAUGCAGUUGUUGCCAAUUCACUUGUUGAUAUGUAUGCAAAAUUUGGAUUUAUUGAUGAUGCCUUGAAUAUCUUCAAUGAAAUGAAAAUGAAAGAUUUGGUAUCAUGGAACACUAUAAUGAUGGGAUUGACUUACAAUGGCAAAGUGUCUGUGACCAUGGACCUCUUCAAGGAAUUGAUCAGAGAAUGUAUGUCACCAGAUCGAAUAACACUCGCUGCAGUUCUACUAGCAUGCAACUAUGGGAAUUUAAUUGAUGAAGGAGUUAAAAUUUUUUCCUCAAUGGAGAAGGAAUUUGGUGUAAAACCAGGGGAAGAACAUUGUGCUUAUGUUGUGGAGAUGUUGAGUAAAGCUGGUAAGCUCAAAGAAGCCAUUGACAUUGUAGAAACAAUGCCUUAUAGAACUUCCUCUGACAUUUGGAGGUCAAUUCUUUCUACAUGUGCAAUUCAUGAAGACCUGCGAGUUAUUGAAAGAGUUGCACAGAAAAUAAUGGAGAGGGAACCACAGAUAUCCUUACCUUACUUGGUAUUGGCUCAGGCAUAUCAGAUGAGGGGCAGAUGGGAGAGCAUGGUUCGAGUUAGGAAGGCUGUGGAACAUAGAGGGAAUAAAGAGUUCAUUGGAUGCAGUUGGGUUGGAAUAAAACAUCAUAUAUACACUUUUGCGUCUAAUCAAUUACAGCAUUAUGGUGGCAAGGAUCUUUAUCUGGUUUUGAAUUUACUGGUCUGGGAGAUGGAGACCGAAGAAGAAAAAGAAAAAGAAUGAAAUAUGCUGUAGCUGUUGGCAAGGAAUAUGGAUGUUGAAUUGGAAGGGAAAAAGGAGAAAAAUUAUGAUUUGGCUGGUACAAAUCCACACUUAUAUAAUGAAAUUGAGUUUUCAUUUUUAAGAGUGAGAUAAUAUGCUAUUGCACUUUUUUAUCUCCUUGAGCCA
This is a messenger RNA of Gastrolobium bilobum, 2226 nucleotides long. Its product is annotated as pentatricopeptide repeat-containing protein At1g43980, mitochondrial. Gene Ontology annotation, molecular function: RNA binding; protein binding. The record is from RefSeq and is a predicted model, not a curated record. Lineage: Eukaryota; Viridiplantae; Streptophyta; Magnoliopsida; Fabales; Fabaceae. Gene Ontology annotation, biological process: RNA modification. The coding region runs from base 163 to 2061 and encodes 632 amino acids. The transcript has a single exon.